GCCGCCGCCGCCGCAGCCCUCCGCUCCGGCGACGGCCGCCGAUCACAUCGCCGGGAGGAGGAGGGAGAUGAUGCAGCCGACGCGGAUGCACUGGGCGAGGGCCGACGCCUCCGACUUCGGAGGCCAACCCCCCGUCCCUCGCAGCGGGCACACGGCGGUCGGGAUCGGCAACUCGAAGGUGGUCGUCUUCGGCGGGUUCGCCGACAAGCGCUUCCUCGGCGACAUCGCCGUCUACGACGUCGAGAACAGGCUGUGGUACACGCCGGAGUGCACCGGCAGCGGCCCGGACGGGCAGCCGGGCCCCAGCCCGAGGGCCUUCCACGUCGCCGUCGUCAUCGACUGCAACAUGUUCGUCUUCGGCGGCCGCUCUGGGGGCAAGAGGUUAGGCGAUUUCUGGAUGCUCGACACUGACAUUUGGCAGUGGUCCGAGAUGACCGGCUUUGGUGAUUUGCCGUCUCCGCGGGAGUUUGCGGCCGCAUCAGCCAUAGGAAACAGGAAGAUUGUCAUGUAUGGUGGCUGGGAUGGCAAAAAGUGGCUGUCUGAUGUAUAUGUCAUGGACACAAUGUCACUUGAAUGGACGGAACUAGCAGUUGCUGGAUCAGCGCCGCCUCCAAGAUGCGGACAUUCUGCCACUAUGAUUGAGAAGAGGCUGCUUGUAUUUGGAGGCAGAGGUGGAACUGGACCGAUAAUGGGCGAUCUAUGGGCUUUGAAGGGUGUUACUGAAGAAGAUAAUGAGGCGCCAGGUUGGACACAGUUAAAGCUGCCAGGUCAAUCCCCCUCUGCACGAUGUGGUCAUUCAGUGACUUCAGGUGGACCUUAUCUCCUGCUAUUUGGAGGACACGGAACUGGUGGUUGGCUAAGUAGAUAUGAUGUGUACUACAACGAAUGUGUUAUUUUAGACAGGGUCUCUGUUCAAUGGAAGCGCUUACCAACAAGUAACGAGCCACCUCCUCCUCGGGCAUAUCAUUCUAUGACUUGCAUAGGAUCCCGGUUUCUUUUAUUUGGUGGCUUUGAUGGAAAGAAUACCUUUGGCGAUUUGUGGUGGCUUGUUCCUGAAGAUGAUCCUAUUGCCAAGCGAGAUUUGGUUCCUAAUGUUGAAUCAGACAGCAACCUAAGCACUGUGACUAGUGAUGCCCAACAGUAUGCAGUGAAGGAAUCACAAUCUGGGGAAUCUCCAAUGGUGGACUUGGCAAAAAGAUUGGGGAUUCCACUUUCUAUGGAACCUCCAGCAAGCUUUGUUGAUGAAAUCAAUGAUAAAGAGCUAAUGGAAUUAUCAACUAGGCUUAUUGGCGAAUCACUUCCUACUACUGACCAGCUUGCAUGUAUUCAGGCACUUCGUGAUCAUUGGAGAAGUUCCCCAUCAAGCUCCAUACAGCUCCAGGAGCUUGGCCCUCUGCUGAGGGACUAUCAACGUCUCAUUAUCCGCCGUUACGUGGAAAACCCAUCCCCAAGGUUCCUCGAAAGGGAAGAUCACCGCCUUUUCCAUUUGAAAAAUGCUUCGCAGUUGCGCAUGGAUGACAUCCCUGUCCUGCUGAGCGAAUACAGAACUCUGCUUUCCACCUGAGGGGGCUCCACUUGCAGCUCUUUUACUGGCAGCAGCGUGCAGGUAACAUAUCAAAAAGUCAAGCGCACCGCACCUGCAUACAUGUCAAGUUAAUUGAUGAUGAACGAGUUGCUAACCAGAGCAUUGUGCGCGACACUUCCCCGAGGAUGAAUGUGUCGUCACCAUGCUUUGAGGACUUACAUCUCUCUCCUUAGAGAGUCAAAAGAAAGUUGCACAAAAUUAUUGUGGAUAGCAGACUGUAAAUGUAACCUCUAAUUGUAACUGGAGCUGACGGCUCCCGGGUCUGUGGGAGGUGUUGAUAGGAAAACAGUUUCCUUUUGCUCUUUUGGUCCAUGAUUAAUUGACAAGUGGUCCAACGUUUGUUUGCUAAAUUCGUGUGCAGUUCCAUUUUUCAUGGCACGUGCUUUCUAAUUUCC
Molecule: messenger RNA, 1980 nt
Organism: Lolium rigidum
Lineage: Eukaryota; Viridiplantae; Streptophyta; Magnoliopsida; Poales; Poaceae
Product: protein GLUTELIN PRECURSOR ACCUMULATION 3
Exons: 17
Coding region: 68-1564 (498 amino acids)
Molecular function (GO): protein binding
Source: RefSeq, a predicted model, not a curated record